Messenger RNA from Nematolebias whitei (Rio pearlfish), 1990 nucleotides. It is a transcript of the gene ubap1, whose product is annotated as ubiquitin associated protein 1. The record is from RefSeq and is a predicted model, not a curated record. Gene Ontology annotation, cellular component: ESCRT I complex. Gene Ontology annotation, molecular function: ubiquitin binding. Bases 151 to 1539 code for a protein of 462 amino acids. Lineage: Eukaryota; Metazoa; Chordata; Actinopteri; Cyprinodontiformes; Rivulidae. The transcript has 7 exons. Gene Ontology annotation, biological process: ubiquitin-dependent protein catabolic process via the multivesicular body sorting pathway.
UCAAGAUGGCGACCUACGCCGAAACAGGAAAAAGGUUCCUCUUUAAACAAAACUGAUCCCGAUAGUAAUUUUUUUUUUUGUCGGAGUGUCAGCGCGGUCAGGUAUCAUUUGGAUUUCGUAGAGACGGGACGGAGCAGAUACCGAGAAUAAAUGGCUGCAAGGAAAUCUGGCACAGAUGCGUACAACAAUGGACCCAUCAGCUACCUCGAUGAUGUUCCCUUCAAGAUAAAUGAUAAAUUUCGCUGUCCAGCCAAAGUGGGGUUACCUGUUGGUUUCUGUAUGCCAGAUUGUAGCUCCUUACUUGCAGACACACAGUACAACUUUUCAUUGGAGCGGCGGCAUGUCCGCUGGGGGAUUGAACUCGCUGAGGCCCAAGCAGCAGCCGCCAGAGCAGAAGAGGCAGCAGCAAAGCAGGACGGAGAGAGCAGGGAUUCUCAGGACAUUGAUGGAGGUAGUUGUGGCGGUGGAUUAAACUCUCGGUCUGUUGCAGAAGAUCAAGACGUUCCCCCACCAGCACUGAACCCUGUUCUGGCGGGGCUGAGCCACAAUGCCAUUCUUACUCCACUGCCUGCCCCCAGCCUUGGCCCCAGAAAAACCCAGCCCAGCAGUCCACAGUUACAUAAUCUCAAUUUAGCUGACUUUGAGCGGGAAGAAGACCCUUUUGAUAAGUUGGAACUUAAAACUUUGGACGAUAAGGAAGAGCUUCGAAGCAUCCUACAGAGCCAGCCCCAACCUCAGCCACCUCCCUCUGUAUCCCCACCCGAGGUGUCUCAGCAGGGUUCAGCGUCUCGUGGAAACAGCCCAUCUCCAACCAGCACAAACACCAAUGUUUCGGCCAAACCAGGCUUUGGACACAAACCAAACGGUUUGGUUGCCUUGUUGGAUAUGGACAAAGCUGGACAGCAUGGAAAAGUAAGGUUUGACACGGACGAUCGGCCUUGCAAUAUCCGCUCUCUGACUUUUCCCAAGCUCUCUGACUCUGCUGACCCAGAACCAUCAAAAUACAGCCCUCUUCCUGCACCCACUCCUGCACCUCGACAGAUUCUACCCAACGGGAGCUCGCCGACCCUACUAAAAACUCAAGUUAUUGUUGCACCUGAGCCUUCCAGCCACAGCAAGAGCGCCACUUCCAAACUGGCCAACCUGGGGUCAGGAUCCUCGGGUCUGCCAUGUGGCGGAGCUCUGCUCAGCAUGACCCCCGACGAGCAUCAGUGUGUGGAAACUCUUGUGGGCAUGGGCUACUCGUAUGAGGAAGUCCUGCGGGCCAUGCAAAGACAAGGGCAGAAUGUGGAGCAGGUACUGGACUAUCUGUUUGUUCACGGACGUCUAUGUGAGCGGGGCUUUGAUGCGAGUGCAGUGGAAGAAUGUUUAGACAUGUAUCAGUGCUCAGAAGAAAAGGCCUUGCAGUAUCUGGAGCUCAUGUCGAGAUUUGGUGAAAUGGGAUUUGAGCGCGAUGCCAUCAGAGAGGUGCUGCUAGUCCACAACAAUGAUCAGGACAAGGCUCUGGAGGAUCUGAUGUCCCGUGCUGCUGCUAGCUGAGCCAAGCCAGUCGCUUAACCAAGCUCAUCCUAGGGCCUGCUUCCUGCUCCAAUCCUAAUCCAGACCCUUUGUUUCUGCCUCCUUUAUCUCACAAUGCCCUGCCCUCUGCCUUGGCUGCAGAAAGGACAGCUGGGAGACUUUCUUUGCUGAAACAUGCCAUGUCUCAGCACUUGUGGAAGUUUAUGUGCCUAGAUUGGACCGAGGUAUUUGUAUGUAAAGGUGGUUUUAGGAACUUCAAGGUCAUUGCGGAGCGCAAAGUAGGAGAGACUGGAAGGUGUGGGUCGUUUGAUGCCAUUCUCUGUUGCUUCCUCUUGGAAGUAUUUAUCUGAAAGCAGGGGGAACUGCAGAAUUGAACAUGGAGGAGGUGAUGGUUUGCUGGUGUGAACUUUGAAGCCACAAAGCUUGCCAUCUUCUGUUUCUGCAAACCUGAUAAACAGGGGAGGGGUACGGG